This is a messenger RNA of Paramuricea clavata, 7894 nucleotides long. Lineage: Eukaryota; Metazoa; Cnidaria; Anthozoa; Malacalcyonacea; Plexauridae. The record is from the annotation of a GenBank genome assembly.
AUGUCGUUGGAUCGCGAGGAACAAGCAGAGUAUACGUUAGAAAUAACCGCAAGUAAUGGAGCCAGUAAUUCGAAAGCAUUGCUGGUUAUAAAUGUUGAUGACGUUAAUGACCAUGAUCCUGUGUUCUUGAGAAAGAAUUACCAGGUACAUACUGAGUAGUUUUCUUCAAGUAACCCCGUUUUCCUCCCUCACAAAAAUUAACCCUUCCACCUUUGUUGUGCUUUUUGAUCAGAAAUAUGGUGGCCGCCAGAGGUGCCCUAGUAAGCCUUUGAUCAAGUUUAAUCACGUUUGAUCGAUAAUAUCGAUUAGGUUCAGUGGUGGAUACUUUAAGGGGAGGGGCUAAUUAGGUUGCCCACAUAUGACUGCCUCUUGUCUAAAAUUUCAUUCAAUAUACUGCUUAAUUUAUAGCCUACCAAAGCUUUCAUGGUUAAAAAUAUCUGCCCCCCUCCCCCUGGUGUCCACUAUUGACUAGGCAAAUAUGAACCCAUAGAUUCUUGUCGUAUACGUAUGUCUCAGUUUGGCCAUCCUAGAAUUUAAACAGAAAUGCACGUCAACAUAUUAAUUCCGUGAAAUUAUUUUCUAGGUGGAAAUUACAGAGAACAGAGGAAUGGUAAAGAACUUGCUGUGUUUAGUGGCGAGAGACAAAGAUCGCGGCAAAAAUGCUGAAGUGAACUACGUCAUUGUCUCGGGAAAUAAGACUUUGUUUCAUAUUAAUGACACGUCAGGCACUCUCUCCAGUGAAUCACUUAAUUUUGAGGAUACCAGGAAACAUGUAUUGAGAAUUAGGGCCACAGAUCAUGGAGAUCCUCCACGAUCUUCAUUUACCACUGUGGAGGUAUUGGUCAAGAAUGUGAAUGAUGCCCCGACGUUUGAGUCGGAGGAAAUUGCAGGUAGAGUUAGUGAAAGUUUACCUUUUAGAGUUGAAAGUCACCUAAUUUUAUUCAUACCACAUAGCUCUAUGGUCCAGUGUUACUACAGAGGUCCAGUGUCCAUCUCUUGUUGAUCCAGUCAUCUAGUGUUGCUACAGGAGGAAACCCAGAUGAUCUAGUGUUACUACAGGAGGAAACCUAAACUAAACUAACUUUUCUUAAACAGGUCCAAGAACGAUCAUUUCUUGUUGAUCUAGUGUUACUACAGGAGGAAACCUUCAUGGUUUAGUGUUACUACCGGGGAAGCCAAUUAACUAAAGAACCCAGAAGAAACAUGUGGUGUUUCCAACAUGCAACUAAGGUGUAAUGACAACUGCAAUAUUAGUAAGAUCAAAGCCAUGAGCAUAGAAAUUUAACGAUUAUGCCUCCAACAUAAAUUUUUCAAUGUUUAGUUAGUAUUGACGAAGAGAAACCAGCAGGCACAGGAGUGGCAUUCCUUCCAGUUCUUGACGAAGAUGUUGGGAAAAAUGGCGAAUUUGAUUGCACUUAUGAAAAUAUAGAUCCAGAAGAGUUUGGCAAGUUUCGAGUGGUGACAACUAGCGGUGGAUGUGAAAUUUACAAUAAAGUUUUGUUGAAGUGGUUUGAAGGAAGUUCCUAUUCUUUACGUGUGAGAGUCACUGAUAGAGCUUCCCUUUUUCAUAAGUCUGAUGUUAUCACAGUUGGAGUUAAGGUGAGAUGCUUUGGUUCAACAACAACAACAACAACAACAAUUUACAAUUCCCACUAUAGACUCAUUUUUUAUCUUGGCAAAAAAGCAUAUUCCCGGAAAGAGCAUACUAAAAUGAGUAAAAUUGCAAAUUUUGGUUGCGAAAUGUUGUAAAAUGCAGAAAUAUAUAGUUGUAUUGCGUGCGGAAAUUGCUACCAUCUUCGGCCCAAAUGUGCUUGCAAUGUCCGCACGCAAUACAAAACUAUACAAAAUUUGAAAACUUUGCAAGGCUAUAUUUUCUGCAUUUUACAACAUUUCGCAACCAAACUUUGCAAUUUUACUCAUUUUACUAUGCUCUUUCUAGCUGUGGUGAUUUAUUUGCAUCUCCUUGUCUAGUUUUACAAUUAGUCUAUAAUGGGGACUGCCUAUUACUAACUAUUUACAAUUUUUUAAAAUUUCUGUAUCACACGUAGUGGCACGAAUAACUAGAAAUAGGAAAACUAAACGAGUCUAGUUCCCCUGCAUGGGCAAGAAAUAUUCAAUUUAUUUACUGAUAAUAUUAAAACAUUAUCAAUCAUGUAAAUCAUGUUUCUAGACAAACACGAUUAUUUAAUGUUGUAAAAAUAGUCUAGGCUAAGUAGAUAAUAUAAGGAGCCUCGGGAGAAUGGAUUACUGAUGUGACGUUAUGACAUAAUCUGUAUAUCUACAGGGUGUCCCCAAAAAAGUACCCUCCAUAGAAAUCAUCCUAUUGUUGUUAAGCACGGGAUUUCAUGCGCCUGGUAAUUAAAAAUUCAAUUCAAUUGUGUUUACGCACUCUUGUGUUCAGUAUAGUGCUCAGGCAUUCAAAUUAUAACAAUAGGAUAAUUUCUAUAGAGGGUACUUUUUUGGGACACCCUAUAUAACCGACAAUGGCAAAAUGUGAUCCAUUACGCCAGUGAAAUGGCGUAAUCGUCCGUCAUUCCAUUCUUUAAUAGAUCAUGGAUUACGCCGAAUGAAAAGGCAGAAUGAAUUGAGAUGAUUAUAUUAAUUUGAAAUGUCUACUGAACAAAAAUGAAAUAUCUCCUCUAUAUUUAGAUCAGAGACCUGAACAACCAUGACCCAGUGUUCCUACAAGAUUCCUACUACUCCUCUGUACCCCCAGGUACCACCUCUAUUCUUACAGUGGUCGCUACAGAUGAAGACAAUGGGCGUAAUGCCAGAAUAAGAUAUUCUUUAGCAACCCAGUCUGAAAUAUUCCAAAUUCAUACGCGAAAAUGGCGAAAAGAAACGUUAACAGUUGGAAAGCUAACAGCUGUCAGGGGAAAACUUCAUGCAGGCAAACAUAUAGUGGACGUGUUUGCUGAAGACCAGGGUAAACUCAAACGAAGGACUAAAGUCACGUGUUUUAUAACUGUCGAUAGCGAGAUGAAUCGUUCUCCCCUGACAAUCAGUUUGUCGAAACCCAAACCGACGCUUUAUGAGAAUGUCGGUCUUAAUACACUCGUCACCACAGUUCGUGUGAAGAAAGCUGGGGUACAGUAUAGCAUUGUGGGCGGAAACACUGGACACGCUUUUAAUAUCUCUCGACAUGGCAGAGUUAGUGUGGCAAACAUGUUAGAUUAUGAAACUGUGAGAGAGUAUAGACUUGUUAUCAGAGCUAUGUAUAAAUCGAGUGCGGGACUGGAACUAGCAACUGAGGUGUGAUGUCAUUAAUUAUAUGCUUCCUUGUGUGCUUCUGCGGAAUAUGUUAAUGAGACUGUAUAACACGCGGAAUAUGUUAAUGAGGUUCAUAAAUGUAAUCAGCUAAUGCGUGUUUAUGUCCGUUGUCAUCCCAUUCAUUUCCAUAUAUAAUUUAAAUCGGCUGGGGUAACUUUGUUUCAUUCUACUGGUAUGUUUACUACAUCAAAACAGUGGUAACUAAGCAUGUGACAUGAUGUCGUCUGAUUAGCAGUUGGCAACAUAUAACAAUGCAUUAGUAGAAUGCACUGUAUGUCUUGAUAUAACCCACUAUCACUUCUAUUUAGUAACCUGGAAUAUAAACUUACGUUACUGCAGUUCUCAUGGAGUUCUUCAGUUACUGCAGUUCUACUCAUGUCCACAUGACCUCUAGAAGUGUAUUGAGUUGUUUAAUGUUUAAUUACUUAUUUCUGAUGUUUUCAUUCCUCUAGAAAGUUCUCAGAAUUCCAAUACUAGACAUCAACGACAACGAACCAAGAUUCACGAUCCUGGAGAACCCCCUGGUUCUGAACAUCAACACAAGAGUCCAUCCUGGAUCUGUUAUCACCAAAAUACUCGCUCACGAUGCUGACUCAGCAAAAACUCUCAUCUAUACAAUCAAGUCUAGUUCGUCUCCAGUCCCUUUCAAGAUUGACUCCAGCUCUGGUGUGAUUACUGCUCGGACCUCGCUGCAAAGUCGUAGUUGGUCGUAUUUGUUUACGGUCGUCGCCGAAGACGGAGGGACAGCGAGGAAACGUAAUGAACUUGAGAUACAUGUAAGAAUCCUUGUGGGUAAUUCUAGUUUGAAAAUCCCUAGACAUCAAUUGGUAGCGAAGGUUAAUGAGGGGCCUUUGGGAGUAAGUAGGAAUAUUCUAAGUUUUGGCAUAAAAAAUGUAGCCGAACAUGACCUGACGUAUUCUAUAAUCAAAGGGAAUUAUGGGACCGCUUUUUGCGUUGAUGUCACAGGUUCUCUUUACGCGGUCAGAGAACUGGAUAGAGAAUCACGUGGGAACUAUAUUUUGUCUGUCUCGGUAAAUGAUGGAGAGAGCUCGGAAAUUUCCGAUGUUCACAUCACAGUCAAUGAUAUUGAUGAUCAUCGUCCCCAGUUUCCCGAUGGCGAAAUCUUGAUAUUUACUGACGAAAACAUGCAAGAACAGAAAAUCAAGAGAUUGAGUGCAGAGGACAGCGACUUAGGUAACAUUACAUACGGGAUAGUUGGAACAUCACGUCAGUCUUAUAGCAAUGUCUUCGCAAUGGAUCAUGGGAUAGUAAUGAUAACCCGAACUUUAGACCGCGAGGAGGCUGCAACACAUGUGUUAACCAUAGUAGCCACAGACCAAGCUUCACACAAGACAUUCGCUCGAGCUGUUGUUCUCGUUCGAGAUAAAAACGACAACUCCCCCCGGUUUCUGUCACGUGACUACGCUCAACGUAUCCCUCUGAAUGCCGCUCAAGGUUAUUUCAUUCUGCGAACUCUGGCGACUGAUAAAGAUUCGGGACUGAAUGGACAAAUAAGGUACCUGAGGAAUUUUUAUGUUAUGAGGAUUUUAGAUAAAAAUCCGUUACAGAACAAACCAGGGGCCAGUUGUUCAAAGAUAAGCACUAACCCUGGUUACCCUGGUAACCCUGGUUACCCUGGUUUGUAUAUUUCUGCACGUCUGCAGUUUAUUUCAAAACUUCAGGGAAGAUCCAGACAAGAUCUAUGAAGAAAUAUUUCCAAAUUUAUAGACAAGCUGUCAGGAAGUUUGCUUUGAAUUUUAGGUUAACUUAGGGUUAAGCUAACCCAGCUUUGAACAACCGACCCCAAUAGAAUAGAUUGCUAACACAGUCUCACAAUAGACCUUAUGCUUAAUGACGUCACAAGGCUUGAUGCCCGCGAGGAAUGCUGGUCUUAGUAGUCAUCGUCCGGGAAAAUUUCGAUAGUGGAAAAUAGAUAGUAGAAAAUUUCGAUAGUAGAAAAUUUCCAUUUUGAAUUGUUUAAUUUUCCCAGGCGAUGACUAUUAAGACCAGCAUUCCUCGCGUGCAUCAAGCCUUGUGACGUCAUUAUGCAUAAGGUCUAUUAAACUAAACUAAACUUAACGAACUUUAUAUCAAAUAGCUCGGAAAGUACGUCACCUUGACUAUGGAGCCUCGUUUUCGUGAUUGCAGCUUUGGACUUUAACCAAUUCCAACGAAAACGAGGGCUUUGGCCAAAAUGAAAUACUUUUGUAUUUCGGAGUGUCCUCCAGAUGCUCCCUAACAAUAUCUGUUCGGGUGCAACAACCACAUACAGCGCAAAAAUUAACCAUUUUAACACAAAAUUAUUAUAAACUUUUAAAAAAUUUCCUUUGCUUACAAAAGUUAUAUUAUGCAUAGAUUGCUAAUUUGUCCUCCAGAUGCAUCGUCACCGGCGCUGUGACGUCAUGUACAAUGGGUCUAUUGCUCUCAUCAGUAAGUAUGUUGUGAGUGCCGCUCUUUCUUACAGAAGGUUGAGGUGAAAUUAUUAUAAUCAGUCAACUAUAUCGCAGAAAUUGAGCCCUGGUGACAGAGAUGAAAGACUUGUACUGACCAUAGCAUGCAUCACUAAAGCACAGAAUACUAUACAGAAGUCCAUCUCCAUUGUUUUUUGCGUAAGCGCUAUUCGUCAUGAUUCGUCACUCAGCAAGUACCGUAAACAGAAGCAGUUAACCCCUGGACGUGCGCCAUUUUGAGUAUUGCCAGGGGGGACUGCUUCUGUCUACGAUACUUGCUGAGUGACAAAUCAUGACGAAUAACACUUACGCAAAAACCAAGGGAGAUGGACUUCUGUAUAGUAUUCUGUGACCAAAAGCGCAUUCCAUUCAGUGCAAAAUGUUGCGCAAUCGACAAUUUGCUAUCGCUUUCUUUUGAAAUACAAACAGUGAAGCGGAACAAAUUUCAUUAGCGAUCGCGAAAAAUCGAUCGUGGGACAUUUUGCACUGAAUGGAAAUCCGCCUUAAUUAAUAACGCCCCCAAACCAUUUCCUGUCAUAUUGAUAAGUUAAUUCGUUGCGCGAAUAAUUAUGUUCAUGCAAUUCUAUUGUUUCAGUUACACGAUUCAUCCAUUAUCGAAAAUGUUCACAAUUGAUGAGUCCACAGGCUGGAUAAGUGUGGCCAGCGAACUUACACAUGGUAGUUUUAUAUUCAAUGUGACUGCGGAGGAUCAUGGGACAGCACGACGUCGUGAUACAGUGCCAGUCAAGAUUAUUAUUGAGGUCAGUGCAGGGCCUCCACGUUUCUUAUACCGGGGCUUCCCGCGAGGGUUCUACGAAAGUGUUCCCGAAUACCAAAUCAGUGGGACUAAGGUGUUAAAACUAACUGCAGUUAGUGAAGAUAUAGUGGCCUAUGCUUUAUACCAGACCAACGUCACUGACUUUGUAAUUGAUCCUAUCUCAGGAGAAAUUACCACGACCAAACCAUUAGACUACGAGAACAUCAAAUAUUACGAGUUCACAGUAAGUGCCACUGACCGUAGUGAGCGUAUAAGCCUGGCUGAUGUGAGGGUAUCUGUGGAGAAUAUUAAUGACAAUAAACCUCGAAUUUUAAAUACGAACAAGAAUAAUGAGAUCUCAUGUCGUAUACGUUAAGAUGCACACGUUGGCUCUUUACUCAUCAAGAUUCAAGCCCAGGACCUUGAUAAUGAUCGUCUGAGCUUCUCUUUGACUCAAAACUCGAAAUCAAAACUUUUCAGUAUUGACGCGGCUGGUAAUAUAAACACUCUGGGGUCACUACAGGGCAUCAAGGAUAAUAUAUAUCUCGCAGUGACAGUUAGGGAUAAUGGGAGUCCCGUGUUGGAGGAUACUGCUACAGUUAAUGUUGUUAUUGUGAACUAUGAAGACAGCCUCAUUUCUAUGUCGAAGGCCGAAGUCAGUGAAGAUGCCAUAGUCGGAAAACCUAUUCCUGUUUCACCAAAAAUUACCCCACGGUUCAAACGUACUCAAUAUACCCUAAUUUAUCCCCUUCAAUCACCAUUUACUCUCCAUAGCACCCUUGGGAACCUCAGUUUGAAAACGAGGCUUGAUUACGAGGAGCGGCAGAAUUACUCCCUGAUCGUGAGACUACAAGAGACUGGAAACAAGAAAAAUUAUUUUGAUGUCGAUAUCAGAAUUGAAGUGAAAGACGAAAAUGAUAACCAGCCGGAGUUUGUUCCUCCCGGGGAUUUCAGCAGUUGCACAAACCCGAUAGGGAGAAAGAUCCAUGAAAAUGCGCAGAGAGGAAGUUUAGUGUAUCAGUUAAAAGCAAGGGAUAAAGACAGUGGUUUAAAUGGCGAGGUUGAUUAUUCGAUGGGAAAAUGCCAAGACGUCGACUGUGAUGACUUGUUCUCGUUGGAUUUGAAUACUGGAGAGCUUAAGACCACUGGAGUUUCUUUAACAGAACCUCAGUAUAAAGUGAACAUUCUCGUAUACGAUAAAGGAAUCCGCGCACGAAGUACCCGGGGUUGUAUCAUAGUGAAGGCCGGUCCGUGGAAACCGCAGUUCACGAAGCAAGAAUAUCAUUUUGAAGUGGAUGAGUCUGCGGAUGUUGGUCAGCGUGUUGGGGUGGUCGAGGCUCAAGGAUUUGGAGUUGCUGUCACGUAUGAACUACGGAGUCCAAGUAAGAAACACUGUUUUAACGACACACACUCGUAG